Marmota flaviventris (yellow-bellied marmot) is the source of this 2729-nucleotide messenger RNA. RefSeq names its product peroxisomal biogenesis factor 19 (gene Pex19). Gene Ontology annotation, cellular component: peroxisome; peroxisomal membrane. The record is from RefSeq and is a predicted model, not a curated record. Gene Ontology annotation, biological process: protein import into peroxisome membrane. Lineage: Eukaryota; Metazoa; Chordata; Mammalia; Rodentia; Sciuridae.
CAAGUCAGAGGCAGAAAGAUGGCGGCCGCUCCGGAAGACUGUGGUGUUGGGGCCGAAGCGGACCGGGAAUUGGAGGAGCUUCUGGAAAGUGCUCUUGAUGAUUUCGAUAAAGCCAAACCCUCCCCAGCACCCCCUCCUACCACCACGGCCCCCGAUGCUUCAGGGCCCCAGAAGAGAUCGCCAGGAGACACUGCCAAAGAUGCCCUCUUCGCCUCCCAAGAGAAGUUUUUCCAGGAACUAUUCGACAGCGAGCUGGCUUCCCAAGCCACUGCAGAGUUCGAGAAGGCAAUGAAGGAGUUGGCUGAGGAAGAGCCCCACCUGGUGGAGCAGUUCCAAAAGCUCUCAGAGGCUGCUGGAAGAGUGGGCAGUGAUGCAACCUCCCAACAAGAAUUUACUUCUUGUCUAAAGGAGACAUUAAGUGGCCUAGCCAAAAAUGCCACUGAUCUUCAGAACUCGGGCAUGUCGGAAGAGGAGCUGACCAAGGCCAUGGAGGGUCUGGGCAUGGAUGAAGGGGAUGGGGAAGGGAACAUCCUCCCCAUCAUGCAGAGUAUUAUGCAAAACCUACUAUCCAAGGAUGUGUUGUACCCGUCACUGAAGGAGAUCACAGAAAAGUAUCCAGAGUGGUUGCAGAGUCACCGGGAAUCUCUGCCUCCUGAGCAGUUUGAAAAAUAUCAGGAGCAGCACAGUGUCAUGGGAAAAAUAUGUGAACAAUUUGAGGCAGAGACACCUACAGACAGUGAGGCCACUCAAAAGGCCCGUUUUGAGACGGUGCUAGAUCUUAUGCAGCAGCUACAGGAUUUGGGUCAUCCUCCAAAAGAACUGGCUGGGGAGAUGCCUCCUGGCCUCAACUUUGACUUGGAUGCCCUCAAUCUCUCAGGCCCACCAGGUGCCAGUGGUGAACAGUGUCUGAUCAUGUGAGACAAACAUGUUUUCCUCCCUGAGUCCCAGCCAUGGGAAACAUCUGGAGUCAACAGAACCAUUGGGAACCGAGAGAGACAGGAUUGUCAUCUGCAGGAGCGGUUUGCCCACAGCCCUCCAUAGUCCCAUUCAAGAUUGUGCCAUACUGGCUGAGGCUUUUCCUCUGACUUUCUAAGAGUAGGAUCUGUUUCACAGGCCAUUUCUGUGAGCCCUGCUCAUGGUUUCUGCUGCUAGCAAAGACCCACCUACAAGCCAGGUGAAGGAAGGUACCCCUUUGGGGGAAGCACCUUCUUCCCUCUCCCAAAAUAGCGUUAUACAUGUCCACAUUGAUGUUCACUUUUACUUCCAGGGUCUUCGUGCCUUGUCUCUACUCCCUCUCUUGGAUCUGGGGAGUAAGGGCAGAGUCCUGGGACUCUAUUUCUACACUUCUCUUGGACAGGGACUUUGGGAAUGGGGAGAAACUUAGCCUCAGCCGGAAAUGUAGAUCUGUCCCUUGCUCUCUUGCCUUUAGACAGACCAUUCUGAAUUCUCUGAAGGGAAAGGGCCUUAGUAUCUAUUACAGUAGGGUUGGAAGAGAAACCUUUUCCUCCCUCUAGGUGCUGAGUCCUCAACUUCCUGUUCCAGCCUGAGAACUUCAGUUGCUAUCCUGGUUCUUUCUACAAUGCUGUAUGAUCCGGAUGAACCCAGCCCCUGACUUAACAUUGCCUCCUGCCUGUCCUCUUAUCUCCUUUUUAAAAUACCCUUCAUUCCAACCCUUCUCAGCCCACACUAAGAUGAAGAAGGGCCCUUCCCAUUCCCCCUCAUUUGGUUCAUCCACCACUUUGACUGAUUCCUUCCCUCUCUGGCAAACACAUAGUAGUAAUGUCAGGUGUGGCAAAUGAAUGGCUAUUCUACCCAGAUAUAUUCUGGCUUAUUUGAAUCAUCUGAUUCCUUUAGAAUCCUUGGUUCACGAAGGUGCUUAGGAAAGGAGAAGGGGUGCAGCCUAGGUCCUUUUCCUGCAAUCUCAUGGGGCAGUGUCUAAUAAAUAUUCUGAGUGAGGAGUGUGGCCUGUUUUUCAUCCAGGUCUUUUUCUGCUUCCUUAGCUUCUAUAAGCUGCAGUGUAGGGAAUGUGAUUAGUUUUAUGUAACAUCAUGCUAGCCUUCACCACCGCCCUCAAUCCCCAGCUCAGUCUGCACCUCAGUUGGCAAAGGAGAAUAGUUCUCUUUCCUCAUUUUUCUCUUGGGUAUUUCAAUUUGAAAAGCGUUGCAAUUGGUAUUAUAUUUUUACUUUUCAUUUUCAUACUAUGAUUAAUGUUAGUAAUAUAUUGUUAACAUGUUUUCUCAGUUAUUUAUCUUUGAGCUGACAUUGCCCUUCUCAGUGGAUCUAGGGAUCUUGGCUGCCAUAUGUUUGGUGGAUACCCUGGUCAGCCUAGCUGGCUGUCCUUGUUCACUGGAAAAUAAUUCUUGCCAGAACAAAUUCACAUUCAUCAUCUGAGUCACUUUGAGCUACUGACAUGUCACUUUCCCCUGGUUUAAAAUUUUUCACUAUUUAAAAGUCCCAUACAUUCUCUGGCCUUGGAAAGGAAGGAAAUGUUCUUGAGGCCUUAGGCUAUUUGGAAAAGUCCAGUACCAUACCUAAUCAGAGCUUGGAAGAACCCAGGUCUGAAUGUGAGACUUCUACUUUGUGACACGUAGAAAAAGUACAAGGGGACUUGUGAUGACGGUUAUGUGGCCUGAAUGCCAAAAUUCUCUCCUUAAAGUUCCAGCCCAAAACUGGGAAAGAAUAGAGAACAGGAAGGAUGAAUAAAAGGGCUCUGCUCUUUGAACUGUGUA